AUGGUGGAGGAGGCGGCGGUUGCUGCGGGCGGCGGGCGAGGCGGCGGCGGCAUCAGCGAGGAGGAGGCCGCGCAGUACGACCGCCAGAUCCGCUUGUGGGGGCUGGAGGCGCAGAAGCGGCUGCGGGCAUCUCGGGUGCUGCUGGUGGGCAUGAAAGGCCUGGGAGCGGAAGUGGCCAAGAACCUCAUCCUGGCAGGGGUCAAGGCCCUGACCAUGCUUGACCAUCAGCAGGUGUCCCCAGAAGACACCCAGACCCAGUUCCUGAUCCCUCUGGGCUCUGUAGGCAAGAACAGGGCCGAAGCCUGUCUGGAGCGGGCGCGGGACCUUAACCCCAUGGUUGAUGUGAAAGCAGACCAGGAGAAUGUGAACCAGAAGCCUGAGGAGUUCUUCACCCACUUUGACGUGGUCUGUCUGACAUGCUGCUCCCAGGAGGUCUUGAUGAAGGUUGACCAAAUAUGCCACAAAAACGGCAUCAAGUUCUUCGCGGGCGAUGUCUUCGGCUACCAUGGCUAUAUGUUUGCCGACCUGGGCGAGCACGAAUUCGUGGAAGAGAAAACUAAGCCUGCCAAAGCCAGCCAGGCUACGGAGGACGGGCCUGACGCCAAGAAGGCCAAGCUGAACUUCAUGGAAACCACCAUGGUGAAGAAGCGCGUGGUUUUCUGCCUCUUGAAGGAGGCUUUUGGUAUCAACUGGAGCACCGAGAAGGGCCAGGCGACCCUGAAGCGCACCACGCCGGACUACUUCUUGCUGCGAGUGCUGCUGAAAUUCCGGUCAGAAAAGGGUCGUGAUCCUUCACCUCAGGGCUAUGCUGAAGAGUCUGAGAUGCUUCUGCAGACGCGCACGGGUGUGCUGGAGUCCCUGGGCGUUGGCGUUGACCUGCUACCAGACGACUUUGCCAGCUGCUGCUUCUCGGAAAUGGCUUCUGUCUGUGCUGUGGUUGGAGGAGUGCUGGGCCAGGAAAUCGUCAAGGCGCUGUCACAGCGGGACACGCCCCUCAACAACUUCUUCUUUUUUGAUGGCAUGAAGGGCAACGGGAUUGUGGAGUGCCUGGCCCCCAGCUGACACCCACG
Euleptes europaea (tarantolino) is the source of this 1070-nucleotide messenger RNA. RefSeq names its product SUMO1 activating enzyme subunit 1 (gene SAE1). NCBI's taxonomy places the organism in Eukaryota, Metazoa, Chordata, Lepidosauria, Squamata, Sphaerodactylidae. The coding region runs from base 1 to 1062 and encodes 353 amino acids. Gene Ontology annotation, biological process: protein sumoylation. The transcript is spliced from 9 exons. The record is from RefSeq and is a predicted model, not a curated record. Gene Ontology annotation, molecular function: SUMO activating enzyme activity. Gene Ontology annotation, cellular component: cytoplasm; SUMO activating enzyme complex.